AUGUGAGCGAGUGCAAGACUGUAAUUGAUGCAUGUGUGUGUGAGUGAGUGAGGCGCGCGUGUGUGUGUGUUUGUCGUUUGUGCAAGUUUUGUUGGGGCUGUGGGGUGCUCGAUUUGAAAGAGGAGUAGUGAAGGAAGAGCGCCGAGUUGUCUUGGUGUGUGUGUGUGUGUGUUAGUGGAAUUCUUGACAAUUCCCCAACAUACGUUACCAUGGAAUAUUACCACCUAGGCUCAGGAGGUUAUGUUUUAAUGAAUGCAGAUACACUCAAGCUUCAGCCGCCCGUCUACACAAAUGUUCCUGUCGAAACGGCAAUGUUAGCAACCAAUAUAUUUGGCCCCGCAACACAAAUAGCAGCUCCACCAGCAGCAGCCCAUAUACCAUUGAUCACCGCAGCAGCAGCCGCCGCCGGAGCAACAACAGCAGCAGCCCCUCCACCACAAACCACUGCCCAGCCCGCAGCCACACAGCAGCAGCAACAGCAGGCGGCACAGCAACAGCAUCAACAAGCCCAACAGCUUCAACAUCAACAACAGCAGCAGUUACUAACGCAUUCACAUACUCACGCAUCGCACGCUCACGCUGUGGCAGUUGCCGCCGCCCAACAACAACAGCAGCAAACGCCAACUGCCAUACAGACAGGUGCAGUGCAUCUGCAAGCGCAUCCACACCCCCAUACACAUACCCAUCCGGGACAGGCACAUAUGCAGUACGGGCAUCCGGCACCGCAGCCGAUGCCGCUGCCGUCCACUGGCGAAAGCAUUCAGACAACCACAAUAGACAAUACCGAAUACGCCAUCAUGAAUGGAGCUAUAGCUCAGACUCAGGAUGGCCAAAUUGUCUGCUACACUACAGAGGCGCUUGUACCUGGUGUUAAUAAUACGAAUUUAAUUGCCCUUGAACAGCAGCAGCAGCAGCCAGAGCUCGUGCAACAGCAGCAGCAUCAGCUGCCGGCCGACGAAUGUGGUAUGCCUCUGGACAAGCUCAAGCAGAUGCUGGCCACACAGCUUGAUUACUAUUUUUCCAGAGAGAAUUUGGCAACCGAUACUUAUCUGGUCUCCCAAAUGGAUGGCGAUCAAUAUGUGCUCAUAAAGACAGUGGCCAAUUUUAAUCUUGUUAAAAAGCUAACCAAGGACAUCAAUUUGAUUACCGAGGUGCUACGCGAAUCGCCAAAUGUGCAGGUCGAUGAGGAGGGAUUGCAUGUGCGACCGAACCACAAGCGUUGCAUCAUCAUCCUGCGUGAAAUAUCCGACAACACUCCACUGGAUGAUGUCAAGGCGCUAUUUAGCAGCGACAACUGCCCGCUACCCAUUGCCUGUGAAUUUGUGGCCAACAAAUCGUGGUACAUUACCUUCGAGACGGAUGAGGAUGCACAAAAGGCCUUCACUUAUUUGCGUGAGGAGGUCAAAGAGUUUCAAGGCAAACCAAUAAUGGCGCGUAUCAAGCCAAAAUCCUUCAUCAAUAGAAUGCCAACCGGAUCAAAUAUGAAGAACGGCUAUCGUAUUAAUUCACCGCCAACUGCCGCAGUGUAUGAUCCAAACUCAGUACCUGCCGCUGCUGUUGCCGCUGCAGCGGUCAACUAUAAUCCUCAACAGCGUUACGUAUACGCCGCCAACGGGGCGGCUCUAGCACCAGCUCCAGUCUCCUACAAUGGUCAGGUGUUGAUCCCAUUGCAACAGCAGCCGUUCUACUUGCCCUGGCAGGCCACACAAGUGGGGGCCGCUGCAGGUGCCCAUGGCCAAAACUUUUAUGAGAUUGGUAACAUAUUUGCCCACAAUGGGCUGGCACCGCAGGCUGUGGCUGCCAAUUAUACCACAGCACCACCACCCACCGCACAAAUUGUGACCACCAAUAAGCCGCAAGGUGGCGGUGGACGCUACAACAGCAAUCAUCGUGGCAAUCCCAAUAUUACUGGCGCUGGUCCACGCGGUGAGCCGCGCAGCAAACCGCCACGCACUGUACAGCAGCAGCAGCAACAACAACCACAGGCUCAUAUACAGGGCAGCAACAUAAUCAUGGCGACGCCAUUGCGUGGCGUCAGCGUCAUACCCGCCACUAUUGUAGAUCCAACGCAACAGCCGCAGGCGCAACUGCCGCAGCAGCUUCAACAACAACAGCCACAGCAGCAACACCAACAGCUGCAACAGCAGCAGAACAACAGCCAACAGAUGCCGCAGCAGCAGCAACAGCAAAUGGUUACGGUUAAUGCUGCUAACAACACGCGCUAUGCGGUCAAAGGUGGCAUGCAAAAGAAUCUGGACAAGAGCUAUGGCAGCCAUCAUCACUAUAGCACGCAGGUGCCCACGAUUAGCCACCAUCAAGCACCGCAGCAGCAGCCGCAACAGCAGCAGCAGACUCACUAUUCAAUGCCUUCCUCAAGCGCCGCCACCACGCCGCAUCCCACGUAUGUCAAUGUCAGCAGCACGCAAGCGCUGCCGCAGCCCAAUCAGCAGCAGCAGCAUCAUCAUAUGGUUGUGCAUACACAAGCUGUGGAGUUGCAAGAGCCCACAGCCCCCACUGAUUCUGUGGCUGUGGAGCAACAGCCGCCAGCCACAGCCACACACAAUAUCCAGGCGAAUCGCAGCAAUAUGACGUCCAGCCCGUUGUCCAACGCCAUGGCCGGCAAGGAGCAGUCGCAGUCGCAGCCUAUGCACUGGUCAACAAGACCGCGUCGUCGGCGACGUGAUGAGGAGGGCACACCCCUUAACUACUCACCAGGCGGACCACGUGUGAACAUCUACGGCGGCUCAACGCAACAACAGAUACUCUCAUCGUCUUCGGCUUCGUCCAGCAGCAAUGUGCAAUCCUCUACGCAUCGCGAGAACCAUUACAGCACACAUGAUGCGCCGCCGCAGCAACAUCGUGGCAAUUACAAGGGCAAUAAUUACAAUCCGCAUUAUCAUGCGCAACAGCAUGGGUCUAUGUCGCAGCAUCAUCAUCACCACAGCCACAAUCAGAGCUCGUUGCCAGCUCAGCAACAACAGCAGCACCAGCAGCAUCACAUGCCCGCUGCCCAGCAGAGCUCCACUCAUCACUAUCACAAUCAUCAUCAUCACAAUUCCAUUGGCAGCAAUGUGGGCAACAGCAGCGGUGGUGGCAACCAAACUGCCACUGGCAACAACUCUGGAAACGGCAACGUCACUGGCAAUAACAGCAACAGCAACAUGUCCAGCAGCAUGGGCAGCAAUAGUAGCGGUGGCGAGCCUGGCCGCAACGAAAGAAACGAACGUGGCAUGCAUCAUGGCGGUAGUGGUGGUGGAAUGGGAUAUCAGAGUCACAACUCGCACCAGCAGCUGCAGCAGCAACAACAACAACAGCAGCAACAGCCGGCGGCGCCUACUCAGCCACCACAAUUUGAUUUGCAAGCAGCCGCUUUUCCGCCACUGCCGACCACCUCGGCUAUUGCACAUACGCAUCAUGCUUCCAUGCACAGUUCCCACGGCUGCUCCACCGCAGUCGCCUUGUCGCACAAACAGGCGGCAGCCAAUCAAAGUCAGGCGCAACAGACGCAUCAGCAGACGCAUGCCGACAGCAGCGACGAGCAGACAACGCGUUCGAUAAAUCAUCUGCAAGCCGAGAGCACUGCACACAGUUCCUCCGUCAACAGCAACACCUCAACAACGGGCUCAACUGUCGCUCCAACAAGUGGCAACUGGGCCGAAAAUCGACUAUCGGACGUGGUACGUACUGGCAAGGGCAAAGCUGCUCGCAAAGAUGCACCUGCUGGACAAAAGUACAGCACACAGUCGCAGCCACAGCCACAACAGCAGCAUUUGCCACAACAAUAUCAACAACAACAACAACAACAGCAGCGAAAUAUGACAAUUAGUCCCACACCUGCUGUGAUGGUCAUGGUGCCAGCAGAGGAGAGGGCGGGUCCUUCUGGCAGCAACACUAAAAACUUUACUAAGCAGAGCUCUAGUAACAGCAACAGUAACAGUAACCCGAUCCAUGUGAUAAAGUGUAUAACACCAAAUAUCAAUAGCAGCAACAAGCAAAGCAUUGCAGCGACGAUAGCAGUUGGUGAGGACGCAGCUACGACGCAUGCUGCACAUCAGCUGGAUAAAUCAAUCAAGACUGAGGAUGAACUGCAUCCAGUGCACAGCGGCAAGCAGCAGCAACAACGCCUAGCCGAAGGCUUCGGCACUCAUCAACAGCAGCAGCAGCAGCAUGUUUCCCAUGACUAUAUGCGUGCUGGUGCUGGUGGCGUUGGCGCUAUGCCACCCGCUGUUGCCGGCCAUUUGCCAAACUCGGGCGCUGGCGCCUGCAGCACAGUGGCCCUAAGCAGCGGUCUAAACGAACUGAACCUUGGACAGCAUAAGAAGCCAUUGCAGCAGCAGCAGUUUGUCACGCCACAUCUCAAAAAAGAGCCCAAAGAUGCUAGCAAGCACAAAAGUGUGGGCACGUCCACAUCAUCGAAUUCGGUGUCCACGGAGAAUAUUGCGGCCGCAACGGCCAGUAAGUUGAGCUAUGCUCAGGUGGCACAGCACCAUCGAACAUCCUCAGAGAGCAAAGAUGGUGCGAUGUCGCCCACGGGCAACCAUAAGCUGGAGCUAGUCUUCGGUGAUCCCACCGCGCAUACGACGGCAACCGAUAAAAUCGCACUGACUGACAAGCGGGCAGCGCCCGCCACGGGCUCAACAACCCAAACGAGUAAAUCUGCCAGCGGCACACAGACCAUGAACUCCACUCAGGUAGCUGGUGCUACGCCAGCUAGCAUCAAGGAUAGAGACACGAAUCAACGUGAAUCACGUACCAAUGCAGCACCAAAUGCCGGCAGCCUGCGUCACCAAAGCAAAGAGAAACCCUCGUCACAGCAGCAGCAGCAGCACCAUCAUCAUCAUCAUCACCACCAGCAACAACAACAACAACAACAACAACAGUCACAUUAUGGAGCUAAUGUCGAGCAUGGUAAUCAGGGUGGCCGCAAGUCAAGGUCCAACAAUAAUAACAACUCCUAGAAGCAAAAGAAGUCGCCCCAUACGCGACACAUGUGAAAAAGCUUCGCCUAAUGCAUUCUGCAAGGAGCGCAUCGUUAUACCCCCAACUGUACAUAAAUUCCAUAUGUAAAUACUAGCAAGAGCCGUUUAUUUUUUGUUAGAUUUAUCUAUAAGCGCUAUAGCUAUCUAACAAGCUAACCAAGGAGGCAUAUGUAAGUUGUGAAUGCUGCUACCAACAAUAGGAAGGCAAACAACUUGGACCAGUUAUCAUAAUAUAUUAUUAUAUUGUAGGCAAAGGAAAUAUGGUGCAUAACUUUAAUGUAUACAAUU
This is a messenger RNA of Drosophila busckii, 5267 nucleotides long. It is a transcript of the gene Larp4B, whose product is annotated as la-related protein Larp4B. Gene Ontology annotation, molecular function: mRNA 3'-UTR binding. Gene Ontology annotation, cellular component: cytosol; cytoplasmic stress granule. Gene Ontology annotation, biological process: positive regulation of translation. The record is from RefSeq and is a predicted model, not a curated record. NCBI's taxonomy places the organism in Eukaryota, Metazoa, Arthropoda, Insecta, Diptera, Drosophilidae.